This is a messenger RNA of Rhipicephalus sanguineus (brown dog tick), 756 nucleotides long. RefSeq lists its product as uncharacterized. Bases 1 to 756 code for a protein of 251 amino acids. The record is from RefSeq and is a predicted model, not a curated record. The transcript has a single exon. NCBI's taxonomy places the organism in Eukaryota, Metazoa, Arthropoda, Arachnida, Ixodida, Ixodidae.
AUGACUAGGGUCCCUUUCGGAGCAGCAUCAAGUCCCUUUCUGCUUGCCGCCACGAUACGCCAUCAUUUAGCGUCGUGUCGGGAAAAAUUUCCUGUGACAGUGUCCCUCCUGGAGAAGGCGUUUUACGUGGAUGACCUCAUCCUUGGGGUGUCCACGGCGGAACAAGCCAUGACUGUAUACCAGGAAACACGUGCCAUAUUCGCUGACGCCUGCAUGGAGUUACGGAAAUGGGCAUCGAACUCCGACCUACUAAAGCAACAGUUUAUCCAAGAUAACGUGGCCAUUGAGACUGAAGCAGGAGAUGACCAUCUCGUGAAGGUUUUGGGCGUGCCGUGGGAGCGUAAAGGCGAUACCAUCGCGUGGACAAUGCGCAACGCAGCCUCCUUCGCCGCAAACAGACCGGCCACCAAGCGCACGAUCCUUCAAACCGUAGCCAGCGUUUACGAUCCGUUUGGCUAUCUCUCCCCAUUCACCGUGAAAGGGAAGCUAAUUUUCCAGGACCUGUGGAAGCGGAAGCACUCCUGGGAUGAGACGCUGCCAGAUGAAGUACAAGCUGCAUGGAACGCGUGGUGCACCGAGUUGCCAGAUGUCCAGGCACAGGUUCCUCGCUACGUGUUUCUGCACGACUGCAGCGUAGAGCUGGCAUUUGAACUGCACAUAUUUACUGAUGCCAGUCCAAAGGCUUAUAGUGCGUGUAUCUACGUUCGGGCGCUUUCUGCCGACGGGGCAUGCGUCACCCGAUUGCUCAUCAGCUGA